This is a messenger RNA of Coffea eugenioides, 905 nucleotides long. RefSeq lists its product as uncharacterized. Bases 20 to 874 code for a protein of 284 amino acids. The transcript has a single exon. NCBI's taxonomy places the organism in Eukaryota, Viridiplantae, Streptophyta, Magnoliopsida, Gentianales, Rubiaceae. The record is from RefSeq and is a predicted model, not a curated record.
AGACACUCGGAGAAAAGAGAUGAAGGGUACUUCCCAGGUAAUAAUGGGAGCAACACUAAUUGUGGUUGUGAGCAUUGGCAUAGUACUAGGACUGGUUUUGGUCCUGUUGGCUCAGCUCUACUGCUCUCUUUUACUCCGCCGCAGACGGCCACUGCGAGCUUCCACUUCCAACAUUCCCAACUCCAGAGCUGCCGCCGCCUCUAAUGAUGGCUCCCCGGAACAUGAUCAGGACCUUUCGGGAACUCCAUCUCUCAGUGCCUUCUAUGCUCAUGGCGUUCUGCAUGCUCCACGAAACUUCCUCUUCCCCGCAGUUUAUGGCAACGAAAGCAAUGAGGACCUCGAGAAGCAACGUGAUUCUCAGAUUCCUAAUCAACAACCGACCUCUAGCCCUAAUGAACUACACCGGCAUGUCUUUUCUCUACCAUCAUCGCCUUCCUUUGUACCCCUGGCACCACCAAGACUCAUUCAUGAGGCACCUCUUGACAGUACAAGCACUCGCAACGAUGAAUUUUGUGGUGGGAGCAGUAAGGAAACUUAUAUAUACAUAAGCAAUCCGAUUUAUGACAAUGUUGGCAACAGGCCUAGCAGGGUGGCUACCCCAUUUGAGACGCCUGAUUCAUCACCGUCUCGUCUAGACACCAACUGUUCUUCUGGAGAAGAUGAUAACGAUAAUGCUAAAUCGACGACUGCGUCUAGUCCUUCCUCACUUCCAAUGACCCCUCCAUUAUCUCCGAUAAAAAAGCUUCCAGCUCAGGCAUGUUCAAUUUCUUUGAGGGACGCUCGUUCCCUUGCCACCUCCGGUAGUGAUUCCAAUAAUGAGGGCAUUUCGUCUUCAUCAACUUCAGGGUCACCGUGUACUUCUCCUUCGUGGUAAAAAUUUAGGUAUCCGAAUUCCCACGUUAGUU